AGAAAAAAAUAAAAAAAAAAAGAGACAAAAUUAUUAUACUAGUAAGGUGGGAUAUCCCCCAGUCAAAAAUAAUAAUAUUAAUAAUAAUAAUAAUAAUAAUAUGAAUAGUGAAAAUUAUAAAGAUGUAGAUAAAUAUUACAAUGAAUCCUUCAAUUACAUUGUGGAUACAAAUAAUCCUUCUUUGGAUGAACAAGUAUUAAAAAAGGCUUUUCUAGUAUUUAAAAAAUUGGAUAUAAAUAAAAAUAAAUAUAUUGAUUAUAUUGAAUUUGAAAAGAAUGUAAAUAUCCUAUCAAAAAUGAAUGAAAUAAAUAAGAAAAUAUUAAGAUAUCUGUUUGAUAUGUUUGAUAUAGACAAAGAUAAAAAAUUAAAUUAUAUCGAAUUUUUAUCAUUAAAUUCAUAUGAUUUUAAUUAUAUAAAAUUAGUACAUAUAAUAUUUGAUCAAGAUUAUGUAGUUGAUAAACGAAUCAUAAUUGAAUAUCUACAAAUUUAUAUAACAGAAUUUUUAGAAACUGUUAUAGAAGAAGAGAAACAUAAAUAUCUAAGAAAACAUCAAUUAAUAGAAUAUUAUACAAAUCUUUUUUAUAUAAAUAAUAAAAAAAAAUGGGAUUUAAAUGAAGAUGAUAAAUUACAAAUAGAAGAAUUUCCUAAUUUCCAAUUAACCCUAUUAAUAGAAAUAGAUAUCUUAUCUAACUUUAUACAAAUUGAUAAUAAUUUAGAUGGACAUAUCGACCCUUCAGAGUUAUUAUAUUAUAUAAAUGAUGAUAAAAUUGUCUUUAAUAAAUUUAAAAAAUAUAUUAAACAAAAUAAAAAUGAAAAGGACAUUUUUAAGUUUAUGAAGGAAGAAUUAAAUAUAUCAGAAGGGUUGUUUUUAAAUAUAAAAUAUUUAUAUUAUUCCUUUGAUAUAAACAAUGAUAUGUUAUUAAAUUUUUACGAAUACAAAGAUCAACUUACUACGUUUGCAGUUCUCGAUUCGGCUCCAGACAUAGUAUACGCCACAUGA
Messenger RNA from Plasmodium gaboni, 1000 nucleotides. RefSeq names its product apicoplast calcium binding protein 1. The transcript has a single exon. NCBI's taxonomy places the organism in Eukaryota, Apicomplexa, Aconoidasida, Haemosporida, Plasmodiidae. Gene Ontology annotation, molecular function: calcium ion binding. The record is from RefSeq and is a predicted model, not a curated record. The annotation marks the transcript as partial.